This is a messenger RNA of Phlebotomus papatasi, 2353 nucleotides long. Its product is annotated as hexamerin-1.1-like. Bases 33 to 2183 code for a protein of 716 amino acids. The record is from RefSeq and is a predicted model, not a curated record. The transcript has a single exon. NCBI's taxonomy places the organism in Eukaryota, Metazoa, Arthropoda, Insecta, Diptera, Psychodidae.
UUUUGUGGGUAUAAAAGGUUGUGGAUGUUGGGAUGGAUCGUCAGUCAGUCAAGAUGAGAGCCAUAGCGGUGAUCUUCGCGUGUUGUGCUAUUGCACUCGCAAGUGGUUAUUAUAUGGUGAAAGAUGUGAAGUACGCCGAUAAAGAUUUCCUGUACAAGCAGAAGGCCAUCCUCGAGGUGCUGCAGCAUGUCCAUCAACAUGAAGUUCAUACUCAGCUGUGGGAAGACUCCAAGCAAUACGUCAUCAGCGAACACUUCAAUGACUACACCAAUAUGACGGCCGUUAAAGAGUUCUGGACGAUGUACGAAGUUGGUAUGCUGCCAUUUGAUGACAUCUUCAGCAUCUUCAGCGAGAUUCACAGAACACAGGUGAUCAGCCUGUUCAAUCUGUUCUACUACGCUAAGGACUGGGAUGUCUUCUACAAGUCCAUGGUAUGGGCUCGUUUCCACAUGAACGAAGGCAUGUUCGUCUACGCCUUGACCGCUGCCGUACUCCAUCGCAAGGACAUGAGUGGAAUCAUCCUCCCAGCUCCAUAUGAAAUCUACCCCUACUACUUCUUCAACAGCGAAGUCAUCACAUUGGCUCAGCAGUAUAAGAUGCAAGGCUUCUACGGCAUGAAGAAAUACGGUGACAUCUACACCGUCACCAUCCCAUCCAACUACACCGGCUGGUACAAACACUCAAAUCCCGAACAGAAGAUCUCCUACUUCACCGAAGAUAUCGGCCUCAACAGCUACUACUACUACUUCCAAAUGGACUAUCCCUUCUGGUUGGGAGGCAAGGAAUUCGGUCUCUAUGCCGAUCGCCGUGGUGAAUUCUACCUGUACCAGUAUCAGCAAUUCUUGGCCCGUUACUACCUGGAACGUCUAUCCAAUGACAUGGGCAUCAUUCCCGAAUUCAGUUGGUAUGAACCCAUCAAGACUGGCUACUAUCCCGACCUUCGCUACUACAACGGUGUCUACUUCCCAACCCGUGAAAACUACUACAACUUGUACACUGAGUACAACUACUACUACAUUCAGAUGAUUGAGAUGUACGAGCAGCGCAUCAUGGAUGCCAUUGAUCUUGGCUUCUUCUACCUGUCUGAUGGAACCCGCAUUGAUCUCACCAAGCCCGAGUCCAUUGAAUACCUUGGCAAUCUCUUCCAGUCCAACCCUGAUAGCAAAAACACCCGCAUGUACGGAUACAUGGAACUGUACGCCAAGAUGCUCCUAUCUGCCUCACCUGAGCACUUCGAAACCUACAAGAUGAUCCCUGGUGUUAUGGAACAAUUCGAAACUGCCAUGCGUGACCCUGUCUUCUACCAAUUGUACAAGAGAUUCAUCAAGAUCUACUGGCAAUUCAAGGAUCACCUCCCAUCCUACACCUACGAUGAAAUCUACUUCCCAGGUGUUAAGAUUGACAACAUCGAGGUUGACAAGCUCGUGACCUACUUCGACAAAUUCGAAGCUGACAUCACCAACGCCGUUGAUAUUGAGGUUUACGAUGAGAAAAUGCCCAUGUCUGAAAUGAAGAAGUUCGGAAAGAUCGCUCACUACCAGGGUGAGGACUUUGUCAUCAAGGCCAGCCAGUACCGUCUCAACCACCUGCCAUUCACACUCAAAUUGGACGUCACAUCCCAGAAGGCCAUGAAGGCUUUGGUAAAGGUCUUCCUUGGACCCAAAUACGACACCUACGGCAACCUGUACACCAUCAGUGAGAACCGUGAAAACUUCUGGGAAUUGGACAGCUGGAUUGUGGACCUCAAGGUUGGCAUGAACAAAAUUGUGCACCAAUCAAGCGACUUCACAUGGUUCGUCAAGGAUCGCACCACCUACUACGAACUCUACAAGUACGUAAUGAUGGCCCUCAAGGGUGACUACAAAUUCCCUCUGGACAUGAGCGAGGCCCACUGUGGUUUCCCAAGCCGACUGAUGCUACCCAAGGGCAAGAAGGGUGGUAUGCCAUACCAACUCUUCUUCUACGUCGCCCCAUACGUUGCACCAAAGGUUGAGCAAUUCACUUCCUACGAUGAAAUGCUAAGCUGUGGUGUUGGCUCUGGUGCUCGCUACAACUCCGCCUAUCCAUUCGGCUAUCCACUUGACCGCGAGAUCAACGAAGUGUACUGGAACACACCCAACAUGAUGUACUACGAUGUGUUGAUCUUCCACAAGACUGACACGGAAAUCAAUGCUGUGUACUAAAAAUCUCAUUCAACACCUGAUACUCCAUUUAUCUCCCAUCUGUGGAGAAAAAUUGACGUGUGACCCCCAUUAUAGUAGUUUUAGUUCUCAUUAAGUGUGCAAGAUGAUGCAAUGAAAAAAUCUACAAAAAAAGUCGCAGGAGAAGAAUACGAAAUAAAAUGUAAAAUAUA